Messenger RNA from Passer domesticus (house sparrow), 3309 nucleotides. RefSeq names its product calcium homeostasis modulator family member 2 (gene CALHM2). Gene Ontology annotation, molecular function: monoatomic cation channel activity. Gene Ontology annotation, cellular component: plasma membrane. The record is from RefSeq and is a predicted model, not a curated record. The coding region runs from base 737 to 1846 and encodes 369 amino acids. Lineage: Eukaryota; Metazoa; Chordata; Aves; Passeriformes; Passeridae. The transcript has 2 exons.
CUGUGCACGGAGCAGAAGCCAAGCGCCUGCUCUUUGCCCCACCCAAGCUCAGAGCUGAGAACAGCCUCCUCCCUCUUCCCAAAAACCAACAGCGGAGAGCAUGUUUCAAACUGAAUAAGGAAGCCUUCUCAAACUUUUAAGGCUGUUUUCAAAAGCUUCCACUUCGCCCAUCAGACCAGCCUUGGCUUCAUCCCAACUCUGCACAACCCUGUGUGCUGCUGGAAACCCCCCACAACCAGAGCCUGAGCGAAAAAACACAGGAAGGGCUGAGAAGGCUCCAGAACUGGUUUCAACAACUUUUUCAAGUUUGGGUGAUCAUCAAGAAUUUGCCAGUGAUGCUGACAGUAAUUGCCUCUGUGAAAGGUGACUAAGACCAAACAGAAGGAAAGAGGACAAACGUGCAAUUUAGAGGGACAGAAAGGUAUGUCCCACCUGUCAUCUUUGCUGUAGUGAAGCUUUUGGAGGACUUAGAGGGAAACUAAAAUGGCUGAGGUUUUACAUAUGGCUUAGGCAAAGUCCCUUUUCAGCCACUUUUUGAAGCAUCCCUGGUAUCAGCAACCAGCUCCAGAGGCUCCCGCCUCCAGGCGGGAAGAAGGGACAUCAGUGAAGGUGUCUUGCUCCUCACACCUCAGCUAGGACCAGGCCAUUUCAUCCCCCACUGGAGUGUUCCUCAGUGCUGGGGGCUGAGCCAGCACAGCCCCCCACCGCGGCACACACCUCUCAGCCCCCCGACGAGAUGGCCGCCCUCAUCGCUGAGAACUUCCGCUUCCUCUCCUUGUUCUUCAAGAGUAAAGAUGUGAUGAUUUUCAAUGGUUUGGUGGCCCUGGGCACGGUGGGGAGCGAGGAGCUCUUCUCAGUCGUUGCCUUCCACUGCCCCUGCUCCCCUGCCCGCAACUACAUCUAUGGGCUGGCUGCCAUCGGUGUGCCGGCCCUGGCCCUCUUCCUCAUUGGUGUCAUCUGGAACAAUCACACCUGGAACCUGGUGGCCGAGUGCCACAAGCGUGGCACCAAGAACUUCUCUGCUGCUGCCACCUUCCUCCUCUUUGGCUCCAUCAUGGGCCGAGCGUCCGUGGCACCCAUCACUUGGUCGGUCAUCUCGCUGCUGCGAGGGGAAGCUUACAUCUGUGCCCUCAGCGAGUUUGUCAAGCCAUCCUCCCUGGACAAGUUUCCAGCUGAGUACGGGGCUGAGGUGCUGGCCAAGUUCCCCUGUAGAGACAACCCGGCAAACCUCACCAAGUUCAGGGACGAGGUGACACGGAGGCUGAGAUACGAGUCCCAGGUAGGCACACCAGGGAGAAGGCCACAGGGAUGGGUAAGACCUCCUUGCCGUGUCCUAACGCAGCCUCUCUCUUCUCUCCCAGCUCUUCGGCUGGCUGCUCAUCGGCAUCGUUGCAGUCCUGAUUUUCCUCACCAAGUGCCUGAAGCACUGCUGCUCGCCGCUGAGCUACCGGCAGGAGGCCUACUGGGCCCAGUACCGCUCCAACGAGGACAAGCUCUUCCGACGCACGGCCGAGGUCCACUCCAGGAUCCUGGCAGCCAAGAAUGUGAAACAAUUCUUUGGCUUUGUGGCACUGGACAAGGAGGAGAAGGAGCUGGUGCAGGAGUUCCCGGUGGAGGGCGUGCAGCCGAGCCCCCAGUGGAACGCCAUCACAGGCGUCUACAUCUACCGAGAGAACAAGGGCUUUCCCCUCUACAGCCGCCUCCACAAAUGGGCCAAAGGGGUGGAAGGGAACGGGCCAACCCCAGAAGGCCACGAACUGCUGUUUUUAGCUUCCUAGGACAGAUGUGCACCAGCAGCGCUUCCCCAGACUGCCUGGCAGGCCUUCCAGUAUCCGUGCUCAGCUGAGGGAUGCACUGGGGACGUUCCUCCAGGCAGGAUUACUUCCAUCAGCAGGUCCACAGGAAUCAACAGCCUCAAGGCAGAGACUGAUAAGCAAUACCCUGAGCUGGGGAACCCCUCCCUCAGAGACAAGAGUCACUGCUGCUCCCAGAGACACAGGGGAGCAAAGAGCAGAUGCAGCCCUUACCUCCAGGCUGCCAGUGCAGCCCACUGCCUGAUGCACCAGCAGAAGCCUUGGGGAGCAAGAGAUGGGCACGUUUUUCACUGUGACUCUUGCAGUCCCACUUGUCUCCCCCACAGCAGGGUUAGCCCCAGCCAUCCCAUACCUAUUUGUUUUAUUGAUAUUGGUAUCUUCUUACACACUUGUGUGAUGCCUGUUACACAGGCAGGUCCCAGAGCACUUUACAAUCUUUACAGUGCAGGUAAAAGAAGGAAGCAGUGGGUAAAUUCCUGAGGCAAGGAGGAUGCAAUAGCAUCUGGGAAGGAAUGGGUCAGUAACAGCCACACACCAAGUAAGUGAGAGACUAAAGCAGGAGGAAUCACCAAUAUUCCUGGUAUUCAGAAAGGCACUCUGUAAUUACCAAGUUGAAAUUUGGGUAAGACACCAAAUUCCCUUCGUUCUUACUAAAGUGCCUGGCAGUCUCUAAUGAGCCCAAAUGGUCACCACCAUGAGUUUAUAAACCCAGAGGAGGCACCAUCAGCAGAACAGCUUUGGGGCAAGGUAGCAAGGUGGAGACUGAGAGGAAUCAGCACCCACAGCACUGUCUGCAUCUCAUUGCAUUUGUCAUCCAACCAUCAGAUGAGAGUCCUUUGUUUGGGUUACAAGCUGCAGGACGACCUCAACCAGAAUUAGCUUUACAUAAAUGUAUGUAUAAACAUACAUAUAGUGUAUAUACCAUGUAACUGUGGUCAGUCAGUUGUAUUAAUGGAGCAUCUUUCUCAGAGGGGAAGGGGAUGAGAAAGCUGACAGCCCAAAGAGCACAUUACAUUCAUCCAUCUGCUGCACUGGGACUGCAGCCCUGCAGCAACAAGGGGACAGCAGGAACAGAAUGGGGGAGCAGCCCUCUCCCUGCACAUCUACCACUGAAUUUUCUAAAACUCUUUCCACUGCCUUAAUUGGCCCCUGGAGCACGUCUCUUUUAGGGACUUGGCCAUACUCUGGGAAAGCAAAACCAGAAAGGUGUAAAAUUACUACCCUCACCAUGACACUGUGUGACUAUGGCUUCAAGGCUGCUCCUCUGGCAUUGUAGUCCCUUUUCUCCCAGGGGUCAAUCCUGUGUACACUGUUUAAAGAGCUGGCAUGACAGAGAAGUUGGGUUUUCCUACUUGAACUGUUUUGGUAUAGAUACAACUUCCUUUUACACUGUGUCAUUUACCAAAAAGCCUUAAGUUGUUCAAAAAACAGCCCAAACCCACAAACUCAGAGGGGCUUACACACAAGGAGAUUUGAAAUAAAUUAUUAAAUGAGA